Messenger RNA from Photinus pyralis (common eastern firefly), 1388 nucleotides. RefSeq lists its product as uncharacterized. The record is from RefSeq and is a predicted model, not a curated record. Lineage: Eukaryota; Metazoa; Arthropoda; Insecta; Coleoptera; Lampyridae. The transcript is spliced from 2 exons. Bases 90 to 1373 code for a protein of 427 amino acids.
CGCUAACGGUACAAUAUUGUUCAUUCGUUCUUGGUGCACUCAACCGUGUAGACGUCGAGCUCCGAGUUUUUCGCCGCUUAGGUACUAAGAUGGGCAAAUCGAAAAGAAAGAGAAGUAGAUCUCGUGAUAGAUCUUUAAGCAAGGAGAAUAGGGAGUUGCGACGGAAAUUGAGAAAUCUUGAAAGAGACAGAGACCGUUCUCCGUGGGAGACGCGCUCAGGUAGUGAAACACCCGCAUACCACGUCUCUAGGAGUCGAGAACGUGAAGGCCGACUUUCGCGUAAAGCGGAUUCACGAUUGUUACGCGUGCCCGAUCUUAUUUAUAGUGAAGGUCGCCCUUCAAGUAAGGCGACUUCACUGUUAUCAUUUGAAAAUAGAACCAGAAGUCGCAGUCGCAGCCCCAGCUUGCCUGUUUCUUUACACAGUCGUUACAGACGCACAAGUACAGACAGCCGUCAUCGAAAUGAUGAGGAGUCGGGCCGUUAUCUGCUUGAUACGGCGUCAAUGACCAGGGCAGGACCGGUUCAGGAAGAGGGGCUUGAAAAUAUUAAGGCGGAUGACUCGCCAAUUUUAAUUCUCCAUGAGGACGAGGAAAUUUCCGAAGAGAUAAGGCAUAUUUUGGGACCCGAUCCCAAUAAACAGAAAAAAUGCAAGUUUAAUCUCCAUGUUGCCGUAGAGCCGAUAUGGUCACAUACCUUAGCUUACGGUCUCCCUAAGGAGGAAAACGAUCAACUCUUCGGAAAAUAUGAGUUACCGGAGAAUUGUAAACUGUUAUCUCCACCUAAAAUUAACCCUGAAAUCGGUGCUAGCAUGAACACUCUUCAUUCAGCCAGGGAUGAGACGCAUUUAAAUUACCAAAUACAGCUCGGUAAAGUUUUAGCUUCCCUGGGACACUCAAUAAACGUUAUUUUAGAAGAGGACACGAGCAUCCCGAAACAGGUAAGGGAAAAAAUUUUGGCAAGCACUGCAGACUCUGGACGCAUGUUAUGCAAAAUAAUAAAUGAAAUGUCGAAUAAACGUCGUCAGUUUAUCCUUCCCCUGAUAAACAAACAACUUAAAAACUUGCUGGAAAAUGUUCCACCCGGAGAGUUUUUGUUCGGCUCAGAGUUGAGCGAAAAAAUCCAAACGUUAAAAACCCUGGAAAAAGUGGGAAGAGAUAUACGACCAAUCCAACAGACGAACCAUUCUCGCUCCCAACCCAGCUACUCAGGCGAGUUACUGAGAAGGAGGGGAGGGGGGACAGGUAAACCUCAUACCAUAACAAGUGGCCAUCAGUUAAACAGAGGACGCCCGGCUCAUCAAAGGAGGGAGAUGAAGUCACUAAGGGGGCGACCCUCACACUCACAAAGACCCACAGUUCACCGACGACGCUAGCGCUAAAUACGUUUC